AUGUCACUUAUUUCCAACGCAUUCUGUGCUAAUAACAAUGCCCCCAACAAUGUACGUGGUCGUGGACGUGGAGGCAGACGUGGACGUGGCAGACGCGCUGGCACUUUUGUGUUUGUUGUCGAUCCUACCGUUCAGCAAAACACCAUUCCUGUUAACAACGGCAACACCGAAGCUGACAAUAACGCCAACGUUGAUGAUGACGAUGAGCCUGAACAAUUAUCUUCACGGUCCUACAAUGUAUGGUCUGAUGUAGCUAUUUGUAUCCUCCUCGAAAUUAUGGCUGGUACCUACAGCUACUUGCUGAGAAGAAGCGAUACUGCCUUAAAGCAGCUUAUCUGGGUACAUUCGGCUGCUUUGCUGAAGGAAAAGUUAGCUGAGAAUGCUACCACUGAUGUAAUCACGGCUUUUUUGACAAACUAUAGUGGGACAAGCAUGCAAAGAAAGUGGGCAGAUAUGAAGCAGCGUUUUACCAGAGAAAUUGCUACGAUUACUCAGGAUAAUCCCAGCAUCCAACCUGAAGUGAUUUACGAAAGCAUCAACAUGCAAGAGAGUGGUAUUCGGUCUUACAGACGAUUUAACGACGCCAAUUUGAUGAAUGCUAUUGGAUCCGAUGUCCCUGAAACAACAUACUUGGGACCUACAGAAGUUGAUCAACUUGUAAUUCAGAAAGCAUUUGCUGAUCGAUAUCCUGCUAGAGAUUCUACCAACAACGAAGGACCUGCAGUGCCAUCAUUUUUUGAAUCAGCAUCCGCACCUCCCCCACCAACAACAGCACCAGCACCAGCACCAACACCAGCAACAGCAUCAACACCAACACCCACACCAACACCAACAGCCGUACCAACCUCAACACCAACAACCGAACCACCAACACCAACACCAACACCUACAUCAGCAUCCGCAGCACCACCAACAUCGACAGGCGCAACACCUCCACCACCACCUUCAUCCACACCUCCACCUCCAUAUACAUCCGCCCCACCUCCACCUCCACCUCCAUAUACAUCCGCACCACCUCCACCUCCACCUCCAUAUACAUCCGCACAACCUCCACCUCCACCUUCAUCUGCACCACCUCCACCAAGAUCUACCCGUACAUCGAGAAAUAGUCGAACUUCUGGUGAGCAGUCUUCAUCAACUGAUCCUAUUGAAGCUGCUCGUCAGCUGUCAGACGAGCAUAUGGCACGUGCCCGCCAACUUCGUGUAGAGAUGAUGGAUCGCAUGGCAGCAUCACAAAGGGAAGAUCGAGAACAAAGACUUCUCGAUGUUGAUAACAUGUUGCAACGUAUCAGUCGUAAUCGACAAAUUGCACUGGAAGAUAUGCAAGCAAGACGGCGACAAGAGACCAGAGAGAGAUACCGUAUGUUCGAAGAAGUAAGAAGUAGACGAGAGGCUGACAUGGAAGAGCAUAGACGUAGACGUAUGUCUGAUAUGGAGACUAUCCUGAAUAGAUUCGCAGCCAUUCGAAGAGGUGAUAGUGAUACCAAUCUUAAUGGUACAUCUUCUACUGACAACAAUAAUUAA
This is a messenger RNA of Mucor mucedo, 1524 nucleotides long. RefSeq lists its product as uncharacterized. The transcript has 3 exons. The record is from RefSeq and is a predicted model, not a curated record. Bases 1 to 1524 code for a protein of 507 amino acids. Lineage: Eukaryota; Fungi; Mucoromycota; Mucoromycetes; Mucorales; Mucoraceae.